CUCUCUCUCUCUCUCUCUUCUCCCCCGCCAUUCUGCUCUGCUCUGUGGCUCCGCGCUCCCGUGCGCAACGGCUCAUUCCAACUCUCUCUCUCUCUCUCUCUCUCUCUCUCCUUGCGCCGGAGCGGAAAAUAGCAUAGCAAAACCGCAAUCCCAGGAUCGCAGGAAGCGUGGAGCUUCUCUUCCUCUUCUCUCCUUAUAUUCACCACCGCACACGCGUCCUCCCGCCACCACCGCCCAUUCUUAGCCUGCCCCGACCCUUCUCCCCAUGGCCUCUUCCCUGGCCGCCAUGCCCCACGACUCCGCACCAUGGAGGGACCCCUCCACCUCCACCUCCACCUCCAGGCACAGGCGCUUCUUCAACGUCAACGUCCUUAUACCGCCGCCGCGCCACUCCUUCUCCGACGCCGCCGCCGCGCCCGCCGCGCCCGCCGAGCCCACGCCCAGGCGCAGGCGGAUUAUAGCCUCCGAGCCGCCGCCUCCCGCCGAUGCGCGCCGCCGCGACAGGGAGGCCGAGCUGUCCGCGCUCGCCUCUGCCACGCGCCCCGUUGCCGCCCGUGCCGCCGUCUUCCGCGCGCCCUCGCCGGCGCCGUCCGAUGCCUCCUCCACGACCACCGCCGGCCCGGACCUGCCGCCGUCGGGCCCGCGGGCGUCCUCGCUCAUCCAGCGCUGGCGCGAGAUCGAGGCCGUGGGGCCCGUCACGCCCCGCGUCUCCGGCGACGUCACCUCUGAAUCCGAUGGCUCGCCACGCCGCCGCGUCGGAUGCAUCGUCAAGAAGCUCAGCGGGGCUGCCUCGCUUCCGGAGGAGGACCUGGAGGCCGCCAAUAACGAGCUCCCGCUCUCGCAGUCCGCGCCUCCGUCGCCGACCCAGCUGCGCAACGCAGUCGAGUCGCUCGCCCUUCAUAUCAAGGGCACUCGGCCGCCCAAGCUGGUGGUCAGGACGGUACGCGGGCGCCGCGCAGUGGAGGAGCUUGUCGCUCGGAUGGCACAUCGCCGCAGGCGAGAGCUCGCUGCGCUCGCGGAUCGACACGCCGUCUCUCGGUUCGGGCACAAAGGCAGGAUCCAGUCCAUGCUUCGUCUAAAGCUGCUGCGUCACGGAGAUGCUAUUAACGAUGAAGUGUGGAAUCUACUAAGACCGGUUAGGCCACACCCACCAAAAUGCAGACCUGAGGCAUCGAGAGACGAUAGCAGCAAGACAGAUUCACAAGAUGCAAAUGAAUGUAGUCUGCAAAAUAAUAGGGCUGAUGAACAACAUAGUGAUGAUAGAAAUCCAUCUGCGGAGAAGUCUAUUGGGCUAGCAAUUGAGAGCCUUGUUAACUCCGACGGUUCAGGAAAUCGACAAUAUGAUGAGAAGAUAGACACAAAGGGAAAUCAAUGUCAGGAAGAUCGUGUAAACUUGGUAAACUCGUGUGUUCACUAUCAAGAAAGUUCUAAAGCUUCAAACUUUGCAAGGUACGAUGAUCAUCGUGUUGUCUACGAUAAUCAAUAUAUGGAUGAUAUCUCCCCAAGUACCAUAAGCACAUCGUGUGAACUCCAAGAAACUCCUUCAUCAAGAGGUGAAACUUUACGAGAAGAAGACAACCAAAGUCUGAAUGGUUCUUGGGACGAGAGAGCACUAUGGAUGAGCAGUCUUGGUUGGCCUGCACCAGUAGAUUCCAUGAGUCCGGACAGCUGGCAUCAGGGCACAAUUGGUGAUAUGGAGAAUCAUAAUCAGAUUGAAUUUAAUGAUCGGCCUUGGAUAGACUCCCCUAACUCAUGGAGAUCAUUGCAUAUUGCCACACAAGCAGACUGUCGAGAUUUGUCUGGCAAUGCUGAUAUUUGUAAUCUUCUUGAGAGCAAAAAGGUCUCAAAGUCCCUUGAUAGUGAUUUUAGCAAUAAAAUGAACCAUCUCCUGAGAGCAAUUCUGCAGAAGCAAAGACAACAACACAUGAUUGAUGAAUUUGGGGGUUACUAUCCGGAAAACUUAUACUGGCAACAGAAUGAUGAACCCCGGAAUGAAGAUCAGGUGUCAUCUGCACCGUGUUCAUUAGCACCUGUCUCCCAUGUCACAGCCCACCACCAAGAGAAUUGGCAGCACUCAUCAUUUGAACAUCAACAACAUGAAAAUCAAAAUUUGUUUGAAAUGGAGGUCAGGGUAAGAAGCGAAAUGGCCCAGAUUCAUCAUGAAAUAUAUGAACUACGUAAGUUGGCGGAAACUUGUAUUGCAUCCCAAGUAAAGAUGCAGCAUUCCAUUAAAGAAGAGGUGUGCAGCGCACUUCGAGAAGCUGGGUUGAUGCCAAGCCAGCCUGACAUAACAGCAAAAAAGGGCACGUGCUGCAUCUGCCAUGAGAUGCAAGUUGACUCUUUACUGUACAGGUGUGGCCAUAUGUGCACCUGCUUCAACUGUGCUGAUCAGCUGAAAUCAAGCAGCGGGAGUUGCCCAAUCUGUCAAUCUCCUAUCGACGAUGUUGUUCGGGCUCACCUGAAUUUUUGAGACUUAGGAUUUAGGAAGAAGAAAGAAAAUAAGCCGACACUCCCAGCUUUAGAAGUGGAGUUGGUGAAGCCCUGGUUUUGAGGAGGCUUCUUGCCUUUUGUUGACCACUAAAAACUAUAGGAGCUAGGUUUUCUCGAGAAAAUGUAAAUAUGUUUUGUGCAACUGCGACACGUGUUGACUGGGAGGCAAACAUAGAUCUAAUCAAAAUGCUGGUCU
This is a messenger RNA of Triticum aestivum (bread wheat), 2686 nucleotides long. RefSeq lists its product as uncharacterized. The transcript has 8 exons. The record is from RefSeq and is a predicted model, not a curated record. The coding region runs from base 266 to 2470 and encodes 734 amino acids. Lineage: Eukaryota; Viridiplantae; Streptophyta; Magnoliopsida; Poales; Poaceae.